Messenger RNA from Mesocricetus auratus (golden hamster), 4350 nucleotides. It is a transcript of the gene Pgr, whose product is annotated as progesterone receptor. The record is from RefSeq and is a predicted model, not a curated record. Gene Ontology annotation, molecular function: steroid binding; sequence-specific DNA binding; DNA-binding transcription factor activity. NCBI's taxonomy places the organism in Eukaryota, Metazoa, Chordata, Mammalia, Rodentia, Cricetidae. Gene Ontology annotation, biological process: steroid hormone receptor signaling pathway; regulation of DNA-templated transcription. Gene Ontology annotation, cellular component: nucleus. The transcript has 8 exons. Bases 1 to 2784 code for a protein of 927 amino acids.
AUGACUGAGCUGCAGGCAAAGGAUCCGCGGGCACCCCACGCGUCGGGAGCCGCUCCCUCUCCCACCCACGUCGGGUCCCCCUUGCUUGGUCACUUGGACCCUUGUCCCUUCCAGGGGAACCAGCCGUUGGACGCGCCGUCCGUAGUCCCGCCUAUACCCAUUUCCCUGGACGACAGACUGCUCUUCCCUCGACCCUGUCAAGGUCUGGAGCUCCCAGGAGAAAAAGCACAGAACCAGCAGUCGCUGUCCGAAGUGGAGGGAGCCUUCCCUGGAGUCGAAGCCACUCUUGAGGCAGGAGGCAGCAAUCCCAGAGUCCUGGAGAAGGACAGCAGACUCUUAGACAGUGUCUUAGACACGCUGCUGGCGCCCUCGGAUACCGAGCAGAGCCACGCCAGCCCCCCAGCCUGCGAGGUCAUCACAUCUUGGUGUCUCUUUGGAUCAGAGCUUCGAGAAGACCCCCGCAGUGUCCCUACUAGCAAGGGGUUGCUGUCCCCUCUCAUGAACCGGGCAGAGAGCAAGGCUGGCGACAGCUCCGGAACAGGAGCGGGGCAGAAGGUGCUGCCCAAGGGGUUGUCACCACCCAGGCAGCUCCUGGCCCCGACCUCAGGGAGUACUCAUUGGCCCGGGGCAGGACUGAAGCCGCCUCCUCAGCCGUCUGCCGUGGAGGUGGAGGAGGACUGUGACCUAGAGACUGAGGGCUCCCCGGGAUCGCUUCUGAAGAGCAAACCUCGAGCCCUGGAAGGCACGGGCAGUAGAGGAGGAGUUGCAGCCAGCGCGCCCGCGGCUGCCCCAGGAGGCGUCACCCUGGUUCCCGAGGAAGAGUCCCGAUUUUCUGCUCCCAGGGUCUCCUUGGAGCAGGACGCUUCGGCGGCGCCCGGGCGCUCCCCACUGGCCACCACAGUGGUGGAUUUCAUCCACGUGCCCAUCCUGCCUCUCAACCACGCGCUCCUGGCUGCGCGCACCCGGCAGCUGCUGGAGGGGGACAGCUACGACAGCGGGGCCUCAGCCCAGGGCUCAUUUGCCCCGCCUCGAGGCUCGCCCUCCGCGCCAUCCACGCCGGUGCCCUGCGGCGACUUCCCAGACUGCGCCUAUCCGCAGGACGGUGACCCCAAAGAGGACGCCUUCCCUCUUUAUGGCGACUUCCAGCCGCCAGGCUUGAAGAUCAAGGAGGAGGAGGAAGGCGCGGAAGCAGCUGCGCGCUCGCCGCGCCCCUACCUGGUGGCCGGAGCCAGCGCCGCCACCUUUCCAGAUUUCCCGCUGGCGCCCGCGCCGCCACGGGCUCACUCCUCCAGGCCCGGGGAGGCGGCGGUGGCCGGCGCUCCCGGCAGCUCCGCGGUGUCGCCCGCGUCCUCUUCGGGGUCCGCGCUGGAGUGCAUCCUGUACAAAGCCGAGGGCGCGCCGCCCACGCAGGGCCCGUUCCCGCCGCUGCCCUGUAAGCCCCCGGCCGCCGGCCCUUGCCUGCUCCCGCGCGACAGCCUUCCCGCACCCCAGGCCUCCUCGGCAGCCCCCGCCAUCUAUCCGCCGCUCGGCCUCAACGGGCUCCCGCAGCUGGGCUACCAGACCGCAGUGAUCAAGGACAACCUGCCCCAGGUCUACCCGCCCUAUCUCAACUACUUGAGGCCAGAUUCGGAAGCCAGCCAGAGCCCACAGUAUGGCUUUGACUCCUUACCUCAGAAGAUCUGUUUAAUCUGUGGGGAUGAAGCAUCUGGCUGUCACUAUGGCGUGCUCACCUGUGGGAGCUGCAAGGUCUUCUUUAAGAGGGCGAUGGAAGGGCAACAUAACUAUUUAUGUGCUGGAAGAAAUGACUGCAUUGUUGACAAAAUCCGCAGAAAAAACUGCCCAGCAUGUCGCCUGAGAAAGUGCUGUCAGGCUGGCAUGGUCCUUGGAGGUCGGAAGUUUAAGAAGUUCAGUAAGGUCCGAGUUAUGAGAGCUCUCGACGGUGUUGCUGUCCCUCAGUCAGUGGGACUUCCCAAUGAGAGCCAGCCCAUAGGCCAGAGAAUCACCUUCUCACCAAGUCAGGAAAUGCAGCUUAUCCCUCCGCUCAUCAACCUGCUCAUGACCAUUGAGCCCGAUGUGGUCUAUGCAGGGCACGACAACACGAGACCCGACACGUCCAGCUCUUUGCUGACCAGUCUCAACAAACUGUGCGAGAGGCAGCUGCUGUCUGUAGUCAAAUGGUCCAAGUCACUGCCAGGUUUCCGGAACUUGCAUAUUGAUGACCAGAUAACCCUGAUUCAGUACUCCUGGAUGAGUCUGAUGGUGUUUGGCCUGGGGUGGAGGUCCUACAAGCAUGUCAGUGGGCAGAUGCUGUAUUUUGCACCUGAUCUAAUCCUAAAUGAGCAGAGGGUGAAAGAGUUAUCAUUCUACUCAUUGUGCCUUACCAUGUGGCAAAUCCCACAGGAGUUCGUCAAGCUCCAAGUGACCCACGAGGAGUUCCUAUGUAUGAAAGUCUUGCUACUUCUUAAUACAAUUCCUUUGGAAGGACUGAGGAGCCAAAGCCAGUUUGAAGAGAUGAGGUCAAGCUAUAUCCGGGAAUUGAUCAAGGCAAUUGGCCUAAGGCAGAAAGGAGUGGUUCCCAGUUCUCAGCGCUUCUAUCAACUUACAAAGUUUCUCGACAGCUUGCAUGAUCUUGUGAAACAACUCCAUCUAUACUGCCUGAAUACAUUCAUCCAGUCUCGGACACUGGCUGUGGAAUUUCCAGAAAUGAUGUCUGAAGUUAUUGCUGCACAGUUGCCCAAGAUCUUGGCGGGCAUGGUGAAGCCUCUUCUCUUUCAUAAAAAGUGAUGUCUUUGCUGUGUUUUCUUUGCAAAAAUUGAAUGUUGUACUGUGUCUUUUAUUGUCUUGGUUAGGAAAGUCAGGUCGUGUGUCUUUAUAAUGUUCUUUUGAAAGCCUUACAUGUACAUGUACCACACUGUAUGAAGUUAUUACAGGUAUACAUACACACUGUAUGAACUUAUGGGAAAACUUGGGAGAUGUUGAUUUUCCUUUGUAAUGCCUAAGUAUAGGUUUUCAAGUGUUUUAUGUACCCACGUUUUCUUUGAGAGUUUAAACAGUUUAAAAGGACUAAAAUUGAUUGUAUGAGUAAACUAUAUCUCAUUAUAUUAUUUCAUACUAUCCAGGUGAGAAUUUUUAACUUUUGCAUCUAACAUCUAACAAAUCUCCUUUAUAGGGGUGAGACACCCUACCUUUAGCAAAGCAUACAUGUUACUUCUAGGUAGUUGUUUUGAUCUCCAAAAGUGGACCUUUAAAAUGGCAGCCAAGAAUGUAAUCAUUUUGUGAGAAGAUUCAUAGCCUGAAACAGAUUUUCAAAGAGUUUUUAAUGCAAAAAAGAAAGAAAAGAAAAGAACCGACAAAACAGAACAGAGUAACGGAAAGGGAGCUGACAUAGGUUGAGGUUUUUGAAACUAGGCGUGCUGUGGUUGGAGCAGAUCUACGAUGGGGUGAACAAGCAGCCAUACAGUUGCAGUGACUACCGAUGGUGGGUUUGAUGGUGAAGAUGCCUCCAGAUCAGGUCCUGUGAAUGUCAGAAAUCAGGUCUGUUCUCCCAUUGGAAUCCCUGUUGAUGACUGACCUUGCAAACCAGUCGCCCUUGCUAGUUCUGUGUCCUGGCCAGUAUGACAGCAUUUGUGGCAAAGGCUUCCCUCUUCUUACCGUUGUAUCAAAGAAGGCUGCAAGGGAAAGACAGGAAAAGUGAGAAAGGGGGGAGGGAAGAGGUAAAUACCUUUCCCUUCUUGGGGAUAGAGGGUUUUUUGUUUGUUUUUGUUUUGUUUUGGGAAAUGCAGGUAGUGAAUCUCAGGUGGAAAAUGUUUUUAGUGCCUCUGAAUCUGAAAGAGAUGCUUUAGAAAGAGACAAGUCUCAGAUGGAAAGAGUUUUGAGUGCCUACGACCCAAUUCUAAAUGAGUGGCUUCAGGAAAUCCUAGACACUUGCUUCAAAUAAUACAACCAGGUACAGUGACGAUAAGACACAUAAUUCACUUUGUCAUUUCUACUUAAAAUAUUCAUUUGAAAGACAGAUUCUAGUUCUUUACAGAAAUCAGUUACUGGACAUCAGUUAGUUUUUUUUUUUAAAGAAAAGCUCAUACAUGUAUGCAUACCAAGUUCACACCACUGGUAAAUGCAAUAAAAGCCAGUUACUGUUUGUUUUCAUUAAAUCAUUGGUAUAAGUUCCAGUCAUAUUAUAUAUAUAUAUACUAUAUACACAUAUGUAUAUUAUACAAUAAUUUCUCUAAAUUAACAAUAAAUUCUCUAAAUUAAAAAGAGAACUGACUACGUUGUGUCUGACUAUGGCGUAAAGAACAAUAAGUUCUCUAGCACAUUUAAAAUAGGUAUUGAAAUAAAGACUAAUCAGGA